Molecule: messenger RNA, 180 nt
Organism: Clunio marinus
Lineage: Eukaryota; Metazoa; Arthropoda; Insecta; Diptera; Chironomidae
Source: the annotation of a GenBank genome assembly
AUGGAAAAUGGAGACAUCGUCUACUACUUAUUGUUGGAAAUAGUUUAUUGUGACCCCAUAGCAUUUAGUUUUGAAACUUUAAGCAUGGCAAUAAUUGUUUCACUUUUAAAUGCCGACGUCGGAAAAGUUCCAUUAACACAGCAAAAAUUUUCUCAAAAAAAAAUAUUUCCACAUUUUUAA